Bemisia tabaci is the source of this 10184-nucleotide messenger RNA. NCBI's taxonomy places the organism in Eukaryota, Metazoa, Arthropoda, Insecta, Hemiptera, Aleyrodidae. The record is from RefSeq and is a predicted model, not a curated record.
CGUUAGCGCGCGAGCAGCCCGAGAGCCAACCUCCGCAUCCGCAGCGCAGCCGCGAUCAUCCGGCAAUCCUCUCAGUCCUCGUUUGACCCUCAUCCGCUCGUGUUUACGGUUUCCCCGUCAGCUGAGGCCGAGGGUUCCUCCGCCCCCUCCGCCCCCGCCGCCGUCCACAGGGUGCCUUCACCCCUGCCCCCGCCGAACCCCGUGUGAGUGUGUGCGGUAUCAGCCAUGUUCGCAGCGAAUCCGAACUUCGAUGAUAAAAUUGGCGCGCGAAUUGCCCAAUCGCGUAGUGGUGCAUCGCGACUCGCGGUAAUAGUGCGUUUGAAUCAACGCUGAAUGUGAGUGCAGCGCAGUGUAAAUCAACUCAGUUUCAGUGUUCAGUGUUCUCUUAACACGUCAAAAAUUAUAUCCCAAGUGGUCGGUCUAUGUUUCUUACCACGAAUGGUAGCCGCGUUCGCUAAAAAUUACUAAAACAGUGGUGGUUCAAUUUUAUCCGCUAAAAAUUGAUACCAACGAGGUGGCGAAACUUUACGCACUGGGUCACACGGCAAUUAUUCAAUGAUUCCAUUUGGCAGUGUGACUAUAUUGAUUUGGGAACCGGUGUAAGUUAGUUUCAACGGUGAAAAUGUUACGGAAGUUCGAAACGGAGUUUAGUAUGGGGCUACCAACGGUAAAACUCUCGUUCGUGUUCGUGUAACGUUAUGGGCUCUUUCGGGAAAAGAGCGGCAACUCAAGAUACGCUGCCAAGGUCGUUGAGUGGCAAACAAACACGCAUGUUUACUCUAAACAAGUCGGAACUUACUGCGCGGGAAAAAUAAGUUCAGAACUUGUGGCAUCACAGCGGCAUCUUGAUUUUUGCGACGCAUCCUUUCAAAUUCAGCGAUGAUACUGUAAAAAAUUACAAUGAAUUGUAUUUCAGACUGCCAUUGGUUUAAAAAGUAAACACUGAAGUCAGGUCAAAAAGGUGCAGUUAAAACCGUGCUCAGGUUCGAAUACCCUGUUCGAUCGUGGCAAAUCCAAACUUGUUGGUUUUGAUCUCCGUGCCAAAUACUCCCAACACCCUGUCCUGUGACAGUGACAUUUUUAUGGAGGCCGGGUCUCUGCGUCACUAUAACGGGUUUCCGGGGGACAAGUUUUAACUCGAUGCUGAAGUGCUGAUUGAUCGGAUCUGACGUCAGAGUUUAGUGCUCAUCGCGCAUCCAACGUCCUCUGACGCAUGUCUCUCCGGAAGUCAAAGGAAACGUCAUAGUUUCGCUAUUGUGGGGUUGAAAAUGAGCUCUGAAAACUUUCCAGUUUACUUUGCAGGGACCGAAUACUUGAAUUUCUCCAGCAAAGGUGUGUGAGAUGGCGGAGGGCGUUCGGCGUCGGCUGUUCCAGGACGAGGAGCCGGUGGCCGGGACCGGAGGCUCCGGGGGGCGCGGGCGGGGCUCGGAGCCGGGGGCCGGCGAGGGCGAGAACAUCACCAACAGCCUCCUGGAGCAGAUCAAGCUGGAGCAGGAGGCGGCCCGCGACCGGUGGAACUUCGACUUCGAGAAGGAGGAGCCGCUGCCCGGGCGCUGGGAGUGGGUCCGCAAGGGCGAGUCCCGCUUCGAGAACUUCGGCGAGGACCAGGACGAGUACUUCCUCGCCCGGGAGCAGCCGGAGGCCCCCGACCAGGACAGCAACCACAGCGACGUCUUCCUCGACGCCCACGCCUCCAUGACCCUCGCCCAGGACGACCCGGGGCAGGAGACCCAGAGACCGCAAGAGAACGACAGCCGCGCCGACGAUUCCGGCCCCAUGCGGUAGAGUAAGACCAAGUUUACAUCUUUGGUGAUUAGGAAACUGCCCUCACUUGAGGCACUUAAGAUCAAAACCUCAGGGCGGUCUGGCCAGGGGUGCUAGGGUGUCAUAGCAUCCCAGAAAUUUGGCUCAGGGGACCCCCAAAACUUGGAAACCCCGCAUGAAGGAGUACUUUUGGUAAGUUACUGGGGUUAAACACGAGAAAGCGGACCCCGAAAUCGUAUCCGCACCCCCAAGGAUGUUCGAGCCAAACCGACACUGCCCCUAUCUCCAGCUCCGGGCCGAGUAUUGAACGUUUAAAGAAGUCCGACAGUGGCGUGGCGUGCUUUGCGAUAUAUCGAUUGAGUUACCAUUUAAACCUGUGGGAAAGGAUCGAUUAUUAGGGUGUUCGCAGCGAACACCCUAAAAAUCGAUUCUUUAUCACAGCUCAAAAGGGAAAAUAUCGAUAAUCGAUCAUUCACGCCUCGCCACUGAAGCCCGAAGACCUCAAAAUGCGAUAUAUUGCUUGUUUAAGAUAGAGCUGCGUGUAGUCUUGUCAUGUAACGUAGUUUCAAUAUUCUGGCUGCUGAAAUGAUUGUUUGAAAUCUUCGAAAAACUGUUUUUCUCUACCCAGGACCAUGCCAGCAGCCAAUUUUUUAAAAUCUAGUGUCUGUUGAUUAGACAAGAGGAGACAAUGGAAGAAAUGGAGUUUUGUGAUUGGUCAGCUUCGUCAGUCGUAUUUUUUGUCGUGGCGGAUUUGACGACGAAGUAACGGAAACCCAAGAGGUGACUUUAGCUUCUCGUUGAUUCCACCCUGUCAUAGGCACGAGAAAGAGGUUAAUAGACAAAGCAGAGUAACCAAAUGACACCAUUCCUCCAUAGUUCUGUUUAGUACCGUUGAACAUCACGAAAUUUCAAAAAUCAGGCCUGAGGAGUUCGGAUUGAAUUUCUCGAAAAAAAAAGGAUUUUACCGAUUUGAUUCUACAAGACUAUGUAAUUCUGAAAAGCCUAAACAUGGAAAGCAAUAAUCCAACAUAACCUCAUUUCUUGGUGAAAAAGUAAAUAUUUUAGGUUUUGAUCUUUGGUGCCUUGCUUUUUUGAUAUCCUUCUCGUUCUUUAAAAGGUGAUGAAGGAUCUCACAAAGGGUGGAGCCCCUAGGAAAUACAUGCAAGUAUUUUUUUUUUUAAAAAAAAAAAACCUCUCGAAAACUUAUUAAUUGUCUCCAUCAAGUUUUUGCUGAUACUUUGAUGGAAAUUUUUGACUUAAACUCGCUCUAGUCCACAGAGUCUUUUGGAUGCUCUAAGAGACUUUUAAUGAAAAUAUAUUGUAAAAAUGCAAGUAUUAGAACGCUGAAAUAAGGUGCCUCAAAUUAUCGUAUGAUUCGUUUCAUAACGAAGUUUUUCCAGUCCGACUCAUAUGAAACAAUACCGCAGUACGUUUACCAGGAAAAUUCGCACGGAAUCGCUUUAUAUCAUCUCAGAAACUCAUAGCUCAUCCAGAGUCUGAAUUUUUAAGAAAAGAACAAAGUAUGAUGUUAUAGAAAUACUUAAGCAAUAAAUUACAUGCUUUCUUCAAGUUUUAGUUUCCGGAUGGAUUUUUUUCAAAUGUAUUUUUUGUCGCUAUUUUUAAUAGCUUUUUUAACUAUAGACUUAUGGGUAUGUUUUUCAAGAAUUAUAUAUCCUAUCUGAAUUUCAUCGGAUAUGGUGGUGCCUAGAAGACCAUACCGAUCUAUGUUAUAUCAGACUAAAUAUCAUUAUUGUGAAAUAUUUAUUUCUAUCUACUUAAAAAAGUAGCCUUGUUACAAAGUUGACAAAUUUUAUCUCAAAGGUGACUUCAUCCACUUAGCUAGUCAAAACCCCACAAAUUUAUGUAUAUUCUAGAUUUCUAUUUUAUUCGAGUCCAUUUAUAGAUUAAUUGUGCGUGUUUUGUUGUAUUAGGUGCACUCAAAUUUUGUAGAUAGAAAAGCACAACACUCGGUUUUGUUUCUGGUUAAAAAUUGCACAUGCACAGCGUAUUCUAAUCAAAAUUUGCACGUUGUUUAUCUUCAAUGAGUAGAGGCUUCGUUUGUGCAAUAUGAGUGUUUAUAGACUUCUCUUUUUAAAAGUACCGGAAAAGGGGACUUCCAUUCAUUCUCAUCAUGAUUCAUUCGUGUCACAGGCUUUUAAAAUUGUAUGAAAAAUUGAUUUUUUUUUUUCAAAUUGAAUGGAUCAAUUUUCGUUUUUGAAAACGUACAUUUUCCAAAAAUGCAUAUUCAAAUUUAUGAAUUUGCACAUUUGUUAAUAAUUUAUUUAUGAAUUUAAAUUAUCGUCGCAUCUUCGGCAUUUUUUCAAUGAAAAAACUUUGAUCAAAUUGACUGGCAGCAUCAUAGCACCGAAUAUCUUUUAAGCAACACUAUGCCAUCAAAUAUCCAGCAACGACCAUGAGCUCUCAUAGAAGUCCCCUUUUUCGAAGCUACGUCUCUUUUGUGAAUUGUAGUCCAGGAGAAAUACGAAACGUUUCGCACGUUAUCGAUUCUCUAUUAUUUAUUUUAUUAAUUUAUUUUUUUAAAUUAUUUUUCAAUCUUAGGCGGUACGGUGGCAUGAAUUAAAAAGGUGGGUAUCAUUCAUUUCCCUGAUUUUGGUUCGUAAUCGGUAACAACUUCAUUUCAUUCCAUCUGAAUAUGUAGAAAGAGAGCGCUUACGUUCAUAAAGGAGACUUACUCGUCACCUUUCAUGUUGUACUUUCUACAGAGUGAUCCAAAAGUCCCGUACCACUUCUAUAAUUUCAAAUGUUCUUGCUCCUUUUCAAGGUGGACCCUUCAAAAUUUUAAGCUGCCUCAAAGAUCGUUUUUUUGACCUAGGAGCACUCAGAAAAUGCCAAGCCUCCAUCUCAAUUUGUCUAAAAGUUACAGGAAUUAUACUUGAAGCUAGUGGUGAGGAACUUUUGGAUCACCCUGUAUGCAUUUUCUUUUGGAGAAGUUAGUAAGGAUAUUACCGAGAGACGACCUCAUGAGGGAAAAUAUUUAGAUAUGCUCUGUAGAUAUGCACUCACGUAAGAGUAAAGCGUUAAGUUCCUUUUCGUAUUUUUAGUAGUUUAUAUAGUUAAUUGAAAAUCUAGUGAAAAAAGUAUUGUAAAUAUUCUAAAAUAAAAGAAGAUACAGCGGAUUUAUUGAAAAAGAAGCAUUUUGUGGUAAAUCGAGCCAUUCGGCGCAAUUAUUUACAAUGCGUGUUCUAGGGAAAAUUUGUGCCCAGAAUAUUCUCGUUAGGGGAGUAAGAAAAUUGUUAUGGGCGAAAUUUUUGGGGGAAUAAUUACCUAAGUUCGAAUCGGCUUUAGUUUAUUGACGUGACUUAACUUUCCAUCGUUUUUGAACGGACUUUCUAUCACAACUACCGAAAAGUUCAGUCCCUUGAACAAACAAAAGCCGGUGAGUUCUAUUGAACCAAAUAUUAUUUCCGUGAUAUCAAAAACAGAUUCUGGGCUUUACAUUCUAUUCGUAGGUUAUUCUAUAGUCCUAGAGCGAAGUCUGUUCCCUGUUAUGAAAAUUCGAGUUUUGAUCUCAUCAAACUUUCAAAAAGCAUAGAAAAAUGAAGAAUAGCGUACAUAAUUUAAAGUCCAUUGUUAUCAUAUCGCACAGCAAAACUUGCUGAGAAUGUAUUUUCUUUUUCAAUAAUAGCCCUAUAAGGUAUGUCAAUAUCCUCUCAUUUUAUCUUGAACGACUGCUUGAAAUUUAGUAUUUAUUUAGACAUAUUCUCUAUUCAUUAAUUUAUCUCACUGAUUAAUUAUUUACUUAUUUGUUCUAGUAGUACUGUGAUUUUUUGUACCGCGUACUCGUAGAGUAAUCGCGUAAUAUUUUCUGUAAGAGAGAUGGAAAUUUAAUCUUAAUGUGCGAGAUAUCUCAUCAGUAUGUUUUCCCUCUCUUUUUAUCUUUUAUUUAUUUAUUCAUUCAUUUUUAAUAGUUUGGAGCUUGAUCUGAAACGUAGUUUAAAAAAAUCAGAUUAGAAGUUGUAUGAAGCAAUCUCCACUUCCAGAAAUCCUCACUUGAUGAAAACUGUUCGUCAAGUCUCCAAAUUUCUGCAUUCUCCGUACUUUUUUCUUUCGGACAGAGUUUUUUGAUGUCUAGGUUUUUUCAAUUGAGUAACGAUGCAAAAAUAAUCAUCCGUGAAUUUAUUUUAGUUUACUUAAGAAGAAAGGAAUCACGACACUAACUUAAGGUACUUAAGGUACACUUAAGCUUUGUGUUCCACUAUGGAGAGGUAAUCGUAUAUUUAGAGCAAUUUAGUGUGUUUAAUGAUCAUACCGUCUACACAUCCCGGCGACCUAAAAAUCGCGACUCUCACAACAGAUUCAGACGCAAACCUUGGAUCUACCCAACCUCCCUCAUCUUAAUUAUAGUUAUCUUCCAGCUAGUUGCCCGGCGCGAGUGCAAGAAUAAUUUUGCAGUGCAAGACUCAGGCUUCAAGCGAUAACCCUCGACUCUAUUUGUAUGCUCCUCUUCUUUUAAUUAAUUAAUUGGCACUCACGUAACGCACGGCUUAUCGACUUGCCUCUCUCAUCAGUUUAUUUCAGAAUAAUUAAUGACUGGAUUUUAUUGAAAUUGAGCGAUUACGCGCUUGCAAUCCGAUGCGCUGAGAUUCGCUUGCAUUCGGGAUGCACCCAAUCUUGCAUGCUAUUAUUUUAUGCUUGUACGAUUAAUCAGUGGCACGAAGUCACCAUGUGACGGACGAUUUUUAACCGUCAAAUGCAAUGCACAUACAUUAGGAAAAUUUUAUCGCAAUCUCGGUUUCAAUGCGCGAUGAACCUGGUUGUUGAUUAUACUGCAGAAAAUGUCCUCAACCUAAUUUCUCCAUAUUAGAUACUUGUUUCCCAUUGUAACAGUUUUUGUCCAUAUUUUCAACUUCUAUUUUAAACCAGUUGCUUACUCAGGCACUUGUAUAUCCUACUGAUGCAUGGGUAAAAAACCCUGGACCAUACUUAGUUAAGACCACACUAUUGGGAAUUCCAAAUUCUAGCAGUAAUGAAAUGAACGCCAGCAGUAUCUUACAUCAUUGUAUCAGAAAUUGGGCAUUGCAUGGAGAUUGUUUCUACCUUUUUUUCGAUUUUUUAAUUUUAUUUAUUAAUUUUCCUUUCUAAAAGUUUCUCAAUGGUUUGUACAGACAAAGACAAGGCUGUGAAACAUGUAAUAGUGCUAUAUUUAGGUUUAUUUUUAAGGAAGAAUGUGUAAUGCAACGCAAUAUAUGUCAUCUUUAUCGUGUCAACAGUGACAAAUCAAAGCUUAUUGUGAACCUUGACUUUGGACCUCAUAACUUCAAAUGAAGCAACUGAAUUGAGUGACUCGACAAAAUUUCUUUGAUAAUAUCGCAAACACUGUCGGUACAAGCGUAGGCAUUUCUGAAAAAUGUUUCGUUCGUUUAUCUUUCAGAAUUUUUAAGUUCAUCGCAUUACCGACAUAAAUAUGAGGAGAUGGAAUGUUUCUCACCAAUAGUAUACCAAGAUUCUUUUAGUAAAGGUACGAUCUGUCGUGUAGAUGAGUUGUCGUGAGGUUGCACGUCCAAGAGCACACAGUAGAUGAAAGAAUAGUAAUUAGAAAAUGCAUUCUAUCAAUUUUUCAUAACCCCCCUCGAGUUUUUAAAGCACCGCUACAUUUUCCAUGAAGUAUCUGUUCACCUUUCGGUAUCUGAAAUCACCUAACUAAAAAUUUCCACGCAAAUUCAUUACGUUAGAUUAAUUUAAUAUACUUUUAAGAACCUCUUCAUUCACGCGCCAGACGGUCGAAAAGGGUCAAGUUGAACAGCAAUAUAUAUUUUCCUCAUCUGAGCAUUAGAAUACUGCACUCUCCUUGUUAGGAGAGCAGUAAUUAAACGUCAUGUAUUCACAAUGACAGUAAUUUCUCAGUUGCCACAAUAGCAUCUAUAAGGGUAUCUUGUGAGUCACGCUUUCAAGAACUACAUUGAUUCUAUUUCCCAUCGUGUUAUGCUUUUCGCCAGUAAAUAUUACUAGUUCUCUCUAAAUCGUGGGUCAAUAAUAAGUCUGGUUAUUCAAGUAGAGUAAAUUAAUAAUAAAACUUUUUUUUUUAAUUGCUCUGUAAACCCGACGAAAGAAGAAAGCAUGUCAGUAUUGUCAGUCUCUCCGACUGAUAAAAACAUUGGAUCUGGAAAAACAAUAUCCGUUUCCCGUCACUUUUUGUCUGAAACAUUCUCAUUUUGCAGCACUUUCAAUAUCGGAUCUAGUGAUUUGACAACAAUCCAUCGAAGAAUCAAACGGGGCCUUAGCAAACGCCUUGCCUUUGGGAGCAUUAAUUACCCCCAGCAGUGAAGAGGAAAAGAAGGGUCAUAAACGAUCUCGCGCCGAGUUUAUUGGUCCUCCGAGAUGCAAUUAGACGCGAACUCCGUGCAUUAGAGUCUGGUCACGAAGCAGUGCGAUUUUUCGAACGUCUCGAAUUAAAAAAGAAAAAAAAUCUCGAAAUGCCUCAGCCUAAAACUUCAAGUCCGGGUGUUUAUGAUCCGGACGCAAUACGCGUGCGGUGGUUUAGUUUCAUGAAUUUGAUGGACAAAGUGAGUACUCCACCGAAUACCUUUUUUAAAAAAUAAAAAUAGCAUUGUGUUUAAAUUGAGAUGAUUAAAUUAAAAUCGUUGAACCAAUGGAGCCAAAGACACUAGGGAGCACACAUUAUGCUCCCUACUAAUUUCUUUCAAAAGUUAUUCCGAACGUUAAAUGUUUUCUUGCUGUAUUUUGCUGAUCGGCGAAACGCUAUGUUUACGGAUUAGGUGUUACUUUAGAAAUUUUUAAACCAUAUCGUGCGACACACACUCAAAUGAAAAACAAAUAGUAAAUAAAGCAACGAAUGAAAGUCAUGCAAACUUUUUUAACCUUAAGUAUACAUUUCCAGAAUCGAACUGGGUAUCUAGUAACAUGAAAUAAGCUACAAACUAGAUAAAUUCUAUGAAUUUUUACAAAUUUAAUCUGGUAAAAAUUGCGUUUAAAAAAAAACACUAUUUAUGAACCAAACUUAAAAUUUACAUUUUUAUUGACGUAUGAACUUUCAAUUUGACCCGAAAAUUUUAAUUAUUUGCACACAUUUUGGUUCUCUUGAUCGUAAGAAAAACCGCAGAUGAGCGCGAUUCUUCCCACUGAGCGACACCUCUUGAAUCCCUUUUUAUUCCCAGAUCGGCCGAAACUCGUAAAAAUUUGCACUAUAAAAUCGGCCUCCCCAGGCCGCAUCAAUAAAAAGAACAGCGCGCAGAUAGGGAUUCCUCUAACUCGGUACCCGUUUAAUUGGUGAUGCUCAUUAGUACACCUCACAUCGCGAUGCUCUUUCGGUUUUCCGUCGUUUAGAGCCGUGAUUCUGCGGUUUAAUUUAUCGCUUUGCAAAUUUGCAAUUGCAGGUUUGUUUUCGGAGGAAGUCUGGCCGUAAGCCGACGCGAACAUGGGAACCGUCUGGUGCCCAGACAGAGGGUCAAGGCAAAGUGAUUUCAUCAAGUGAUAUCGAUUGAUUGCUUUCAUCGAUGCCUCCUUCGUCAAUUCGGCAAAGGAAACCAAACAAGUUAGAUCGUAACCAAAUCUUCAUCACCAUAUCCCCAAAAAAUCUUCCAAAAAUUUUCUCAAGGCUCUUUAGGAUUUUUUUUUAAUGAAUCAAUAAACAAUUUUGCCGGUUCAUUUUUUAUUUUAUUCAUAUGAGACUCCUUCAUAUUAAAAUGAUUUUUCAUUUGAAUGUGACUUUAUGUAACUCAAAAAAUUUACCGAUAAUGCGAUGAAUUUUUCUCCUUUAGUCUAUGACUACGGUCCUUUAGACGGUAAUCAUCAUACUUUAAAUCUGAACUGAUCAGUUUGACCGUAGCGUAUUAAGAUAGUUCGAAACAUAGAUGUCCAUUCGACACAUAUCUUCGUAAAUGAUAUAUUUCUAGUAUAAUUAAAUUUUAUUUAUUAUCGUUAUGCUUUUUUAUUUUUAUUUAUAUUUUUUUCUUUUAAUAUUUUUUAGAUGUAUGUAAGUAGUGCUUCGACGUACUCAGCGCCGGCAAGUGCAUUGAGGAAUGCGUUUGGGCUAGAUAUCACCUAAUCAUUGUGUUGUUGAAACGCAUUUUAAUUUUGUAAAAAUAUAGUAGGUAAUUUUUUUUAUAGACGUUUUUCUCCUUUUAAAAUUAUUAAAUGUCUUUAUUCUGUAUAUGUAGUUAAGGGACGAUUGUGUAACCCGUGUGUGGUGAGCAGCUUAUGCGAGCCACUCCACUGUAAUAUAGUAAUGCACACAUUCGAAGACAGCUAAUAAUCCAAAGACUGACAAUGCUUUUCAUACUAACUUAAGUUAAUAUGUAACUUAGUCUGUACAGUAAUUUCACUUUUGUCUACUUAUAUGUAAUAAUUUAUUCUCAUGUAUGUUGACUUAGUUAAAAUUUGUAAAUAUUCUGAUUUUCAAUGUAGAUGGUUUAAUAAAAACAAAGUUGUUUAAAAAAUAA